This is a messenger RNA of Anopheles coustani, 8068 nucleotides long. RefSeq names its product protein hobbit (gene hob). Bases 1 to 7149 code for a protein of 2382 amino acids. The transcript has 7 exons. Lineage: Eukaryota; Metazoa; Arthropoda; Insecta; Diptera; Culicidae. The record is from RefSeq and is a predicted model, not a curated record.
AUGUUAGAAAUCUUGUACGCAAUAGUGUUUGGUGUAUUGAGCUAUCUAGCUUUGGCAUGGUUGGUUCCCAAAGUAAUCGGGUAUGUGCUGAAACAUCUGUACAACAUCGAGAUCAAUGUCGGCCGGAUAAGUCUGCCUUGUGCUUUGCGUGAUGUCACGGUGUGCAAAAGUGGCUUCUCGGUGCAGAUCGACGAGAUCAGCCUGCAGAGUAGUUUCGUUAACUCGGAUGUCUCGAAACUGCUCUCCAUCAACGUGCGGGAUGUUCGGAUCAACAAGGACAUCAACAAAAGCACGUCAGGCAGUGGUAGCCCAGGGGGCAGUCCUGGUGCUACCAGCCGUGACACCGAAUGGUCCGCCCAUCCUCGCUCUCCACCAACAACUGGAAGCAUAGGGCGGCGGAAUAUGCUGGACUUUCGGGAAAAGAGAAUACCGCCGCGAAUUCUGAAGAUAGCCCAGUUUAUGGCCGUGCACAUCAGUAACAUUUCGGUGGCAUUACUGAACAGUGCCCAGGAGCCGGGAUGGUUACUCCACGCCACCGCUAAAGAGCUUCACCUGGAUGGGAGUCUCGUGCACAGCACGAAAUCGCUACUCGUAUCGGCUUCACUAUGCGAGGCGCAAGCAAAAAUACUACGCCAUUGCCUCUCGACACCGAAGCGACUGGAGCGUUCGCGUAAGAUAUCUGAUCUUCCCCAACCAUGCCUGGGAACGCUAAGCUUUGGUAUUGCGCUCGAUGCGGUACUCAUCGUCGAUGCACCGAUGUCACUGGAAAAGCUCACUCUCGCCAUGACCAAUACGAAGGUUGUUCUGCACGGUGGUCUAUACGACUUCAUAAAGGACGCGCAGGCACAAAAACGUCGACAGCAAAUGCUUUUGCGGCAGCUGGAUGGGGCAACAGAUGGGGUGGAUGCCAAUAACCAGCAAGAAGCACCGGAUGCCGAGGAGACGCUUACCUUCAGCGAAAUGUACCUACGGUUGGCACCGAUUGUACCGAAAAAUUUUUCCCUUAAAGUGGAAAACACAACGAUCGGUGCAGUGCGAGAAAACUCGUCACACGACUUCGCUGCCACGCUGGCAACGUUCGCUGUGUCGAGCAAGUUCAGCAACCGACCAUCGUGCGUCACCGAGCUGCCGCUCGUGUACGUCGGAAUGCAGCUGCAACAGCUCGAGAUCGAUACCCGCCACGAGAAGCUGCUCUAUCUGGCCCAGUUCAGUGUCGACUCAAAGCUCGAGGGAACCCUGGUGAACGUUUAUUCGAAACUGUCCUCAUUUGUGCUCAUCUACAACCAUCGGGAGAUAUACGGUUGGAUAAGUAAAAACUUUUUCCCCACCGACAUGGGAUCCUCCGGUCAUCUCAAUCCAAAGAGCUUGAAACUUUCUGGCCUGGCGGAUAAGUGCCGCCGUGCAAGGUCGGGUCCCACCGGAACGGGCAUGCUAGAAGCGUUUCUCAAACGGGUCGUCGUGAAGGGUUGCGCGGAACUGUGGGAUGUUACGGCGGUGUUCAAGUUUGGUCCAUCGCAAGUAUCGUCGAUCUGCUGUAACCAUGCCAAGUUGCUGCUGGAACAGUUCGCCGAGCGGCGCAGUAAGGUGUACGAAAACCGGUGGGUAAAUCUAUUGCUCGAUCGUCGCCAUUGGAGCGCCGAACUGCUGAUCGAAUCGGUCUGGUGGUCGCUUAGUGCGAACCUUUCCCACAAGGACAACGCGCAGAGUCUUAAGAAGAGCCACAUACGCGGCAGUCCGUUCUACAUAGCGAUGAGUCUGAGCAAGCUGAGCAGCCAUGGGGACACGACGAAGCUCGACUUUUCCGUCCACACGCUUCGGGUGGAGUAUAGUCCGACGCUGGCGGAUUGUUUGGUGAACGCGAAGCGUUGCCUCGAGCAGUAUCGUGACGUUCGACCGUCUCUCGGUUCCACGGCGAAAGGAACGUCCAGAGUUAGCCAGCAGCGUGGUCUGCUGCCACUGGUAGGCGAUCUGAUGGUAAAUGCGCGCAUUACCGACAUUUCAGCGUUCUUCUUCAACGCGUAUGAGACGUGUGUACUGGCGAAUUUGAACGAACUGACGGUCGGCCGGUCGGCGUUAAAGAAUUUUGUGCGCUUCGAUAGCUUCCAGAUGGAGAUACUCGACUUCCGGCAUAUCACAGGCUGCGAUUACGGUUCGGCUGAGCUACAGAACGUAUUCGUCAACGUAAAGGGCAUCCGUGUGGAAUACACGGACGUCGGGGGCAUUUCGAAGCUAGAUGUUUGGCUGCUCGAAGAUGCGGUGGUGAUGUGGAACGCAAAUCUACAUAUGCAUCUCGUUACGCUGCUCCAAGAAAUGAAGGCGUUGCGCGGCGAACUGAAAGCGAAGGCACCUUUCUCCGAGUCAUCUUCCGAGCUGCCCGUGCCGGAGAAGGAGGAGGAGGAAAAGGAGGACACGGUAAACGCUACACGAUACAGCCGCUCGUCUUUUUUCCGCUCUAUGGUGCUAGACUUGCACGCUGAGGGUAACGUCGAGUUUGGGAUAAAAAUCAGCGAACGACACUCGAUGCAAGUGUUUGGGGAGAAUGCGUACGUUUGUCGGAAGGGACGGUGGCUUCUGGCAAUUGAGAACAUUGUAAUCAAAAUUGACGAUCAGCACAUUUUUACGUUCAAGGACGUUGAUGUUCAGUCGCUCGACCGGGUGGAGCUACUGUGCGAGGAACGACAGAACUAUGAACACUUCCAACUGCCCUCCAACCGUGUAUGGGCCACGACGAUCGGAGGCGUCAAGGUUAUCUUUCCCUACGAGCAUGACUUUUAUGGCGCGAUAGUGAAUGAGUUCGUAUCGAUCUACAAGUGGCUCAAAGUGGUGCACAACUACAAAAAGAAACCCUUCACAAUCAAUUCACCUUUGCCAAGCGAUAUGAUUAUACAGAUCAAAGAAUUCCUACUGGAAAUGAGUGACGACCCGUUUGAGGUGAAGCUGCGCGAUAACUACGUUCUCCUGCUGGAUGAGUAUCACGAGAGCGUAAAGCGGAAGGACCUGUUCGAUCAGAAGAUAGCGCAGCUCUGCUCAGAACGUCUGAUGCUACCACCGGGUACACUAGAGGAGCUGAACGCGAACCUCAUCAAGAAGAACUCGGAAAUCUACAUACAACGUUCGAAGCGCAUUUCUGAAGCCGGUCCACCGCGCACGCGGUUGAUUGCGUGGAUCAUGACCGAUCUGGAGAUCAUGGCCAUGGCCGAUCCGUCUCUACACGGGGCGGAUAAUGCGAUCCGUAUGAUACGUCUACUCGAUCCGGAAAGCCCAUGGCCGGACGAGGGUAUCGAAUUCGUGACACUUUGGUGCCGGGCGGUCAACAUUGGCUGCACCGAGUGGAAGUUUAUGCUGCGUGACUACCCCCAGCCGAUGUUUCAUGUGAAGGCGAUGCAUCUGUUCGGGACGCUGGCGGGGGCGGAGAUGGCCCCACCGAGACGGGCUAAGCGAGACGUGGAGAUCGAAAUAGGCGAACCGUUCGGAACGCACACGGUACAGCGCAGUAUGACAUCGAUCAAGUUCUAUCACGACUUCAACUGGGAGUUAGAGUACCUAGCGUAUGCGUUCGGUCCGUGCUGGGAACCGGUGAUGGCACAGUGCAAUCUGAUGAUGGAGAAAAUAUCGGCACCAUCGCGCGAUCCGAGCCCACCGCUUCCGUUCUGGGACAAGAUGCGCCUGCUGAUGCAUGGUCAGCUGUCGAUUAUUGCCAAACAGUUUACGAUCCUGCUGCACGCCUCGCUCGAUCCGUACAACACGACAGAAGAGAUGGAGCUGACGUGGAACAACUGUGGCAUCAUGUAUUCGAACGCUAGGCUUAUGUUCAAAGGAGAUCUGAACAUCUACGUGCGGACGGCGUCCCGCUACGACGAUUGUCGGUUGCUGCAUUUGCCCAACUUGAAGCUCACAUUCAAAUUGAACUGGGUGUGCUUGGCGAACCCGAACGAUCACCACGCGGUGGUUCCCUGCGCCCCGGACAAGCUGCCCGAGUACAGCAGUAACCAGGUGCACGAUUCGUUCCGGGCGUUCCGGUCGCAGCAUCUCAACAUUUGGGUGUCGUUCGAGAUCAAACAGAAUGCGUCCGAUAUGGACAUUCCGAACCUGGUGCUGUACGGAAGCACGCUGCGGUGGUUCGAGAGCCUGAAGCUGAUCCUUUCCGGUGUGACGCGUCCAACUCGCCGUGGGCCAGUGUUUAAUAAUGUGCGGCCGCGCAAGAAGCAGCUGAGUCGCCACUAUCGCAAAGCAAACCUGCAGAUGAGCUUGCACCGGUUCCAGAUCUUUUACUGGAUGUCGCACGCUCUCAAUCGGGGCUUCCAGUUGAGUGGGGGUAGGAUUACGUUCAGUUCGGAGCAUACGCUCACGCUGCUUCCGAUAGACGACGGGCUAAUCCAUCGGCCCCGGGCCGACUGGUCGGUGAUGUACAUGAACUGUGAGCUGAAUGAUGCCGAAAUCUGGCUACGGACCACACAGAUUAGCAAUGCUGAGCAACAGCAGCAACAACAGCAGCAACAGCAGCGUACUGAUACGAGCUCGGAGAGCCUUUCGAAUGCGAGCGGAGACAUUUAUCGGUACUAUUUUCUGAGCGUUGCAAGGGUUUCCUACGGGCGAGAGGCGUUGCUCUCGACGAAUGGCAACGAGCGAGAGAAGGACACCCCAACGCACAAGCUCGUCGUGUACGAUCUCAAGGGUGCAUGGACCAAGGACAACCGGGACGUAGCUUUUGCGCUGUUCGAUUCGCUGGUGAAGAGCCAGAAAUUGAAGAACAACCUCGCAACGGAAGCUCUCAAGUGUUUCCGCAAGGAAGGAGGCGGUGGUCCUGCGGCUGGAGGCACUGGCACUGGAGGAUCGUCCGGGGCUGGCGAUGUUGGGACACCGUUUAAGACUAGGAACACCGGCCAGGAUAUGCACCAGGGUGGUGGGGGUAUAGCUGGAACAACGUCCGGCACGGGUCACCUGGGUGCAAAGGGGAAGGCACAGCAGUCGAGCGAUAGUCUGGCGAUGUUGCAGCAGCUGAUACAAGAGGCAGACCAUAAGCCGCUGGUAUACAGUGACGAUCAGUCGGCCCAGACACGCCAGCAGCAGCUGAAGGGCCUGCAGGCGUACCAGGAGGGCGAUGUGCUGCACUACAACUGGGCGAUCUCGCUGGUGAACUCGCAGGUCCUGCUGAAAGGCUGUGAAACGUCCGGCUAUGUGAUACUGAGUGCGGCGAAGGCGGAAAUUCUGCAGCGCGUUCAUCGGCCAGUCUGGCGAGAUCACACGAUCGUCUCAAAGACUACCUGGGUCGGAUCGCUCGAGUGCAUGCAGUACUAUGCGACGGUCAGUGCUAACGAUGGUGACUCGCACGAGAUGGCCGAAAUAAUGUGGCUCACGGUGGACAACAUUCAGGAGAAGGACCGUGGCGAGACGGUGAUCAGUGAACUGCCGGAUCUGCCACAUCUUGUCGGGAGUGGGCAGAGCGUCGGUGGCGUCGUCUCGGAGACGGUGGGUGUGCUGGGCGAGAGUUGCUACAGUAGUGGCCAAAAGCCACCGAUCCAGCUGCAGCGAAUCGUGUCGCGGUGUAAGUGUGAAUUUUUCUACGUCAGCUACGGAGAUACGAGUAUCGAUCCGGGGACGAUAAGCGAAGUUCCGCCACCACCGGUGGAAGAAUCGAUGAGUCCUUGGGAGAAUCAGGACGAACCGGUCGAUGCGUUCACGCUGAUGCACCACGAUUUGGACGUGUGCACCAACUCGCUCCAGUAUGCGAUGAUCCUGGACAUUGUGAACAAUCUGCUGCUGUACGUGGAGCCCCAGCGGAAGGAGGCGCUGGAACAGCUGGCCCGGAUGCGCUUUCAGCUGCAGCUGUACAGCAGCGAGGACCAGAAGCGUCCGAUACAGCACCUGCAGACCGAGAUACGUGGCCUGAUGUCGAGGAUACGGUGCCUCGAAAAGGACGUGUACUUCAUCACGAAAGCACGGCUGGAGGAGGGUGACUCGGAGGAGCUACGGGUGGAGUACGACGAGGUGCACAAUAUUAUCAUGCACUACAAGGAGCUGCUGACGACGAAGAGCGACGAGCUGGACAUGAUGCUAUCGUGCUACAACGAGUCGCAGCUAUCCGCUUCGAACCGAUUGGCAACGUUCCGGAAGGACAAACCGUUAACGAUCGUGCGUGCGAACGAGAUUUGCUUCAAGCACGCGCAGUGGCGCCUAACCGAAGCAGACGGGCAGAUCGGUAUUGCCGAUCUCAUCCUCAGCAAUUUUUUGUACACGAAAAACUCCAAAAGCGACGACUCGGUCGAUCACCUGCUGGAGCUGGGCUACAUCCGCAUCAGUAAUCUGAUCCCGCGCGAUAACUACACGGAGGUGCUGUGCCCGACGGAAAUCCAACGUGACAUGCCGGUCGAGCAUAAGCGCGUGCUGCGCGUGUUCUGCCGCGAAAAACCUCCGGUAGGCGGUAUCUCGGUGAAGGAGCACUUCGAAAUAAAUGUCGUACCGAUCACGAUCCAGAUCUCGAAGAAGUUCUACAACACGAUGCUUAAGUUCUGCUUCCCUGAUCGUGACGAGGCGGACGCGGCUGACGAGCUGGAUGGAGGUAGCGAUGCGGCCAGCACGAGCGGUGCGUCCACCGGGUCGUCCGUGCCGUCGAAGGGUGGGGGCGGCCUGCGCAAGACGAACUCUUCCGCACUGGCCGGGGCAGGUGCUUCAUCGUCGUCCGGCUCCACGUCCGGUGGCGGGGGCAAAAAGUCUUCCAAGGAUAGUAACUUUUACGUGCGCAUUCAGGACGACGUGGAAAAGAUGAAGGAGCGGGCGGAGAAGAAUAAACUGUUCAUCUACAUUAAGAUCCCGGAGGUGCCGGUGAAGGUGAGCUACAAAGGCAAUAAGGAGAAAAACUUCGAAGACAUCACCGACCUAUCGCUGCUGAUACCGACUUUGGAGUACCACAACGUUACCUGGACCUGGCUCGACCUGCUGCUUGCGAUGAAGUCCGACAGUCGACGUGUGUUGUUGUCUCAGGCAAUAAAACAAAAGCUUAAACUAAAGAAAGCACUAGUCGACGAACAACCAUCACCGCAGGAGGAGGAUAAGGCAAAGAUGCUGUUCGGCAAUCGUCAUGCGCGGGCUCGGAAUAAGCCGGAAAACAAAAGCCUUCGCAAAGGUGUGUUCAAGUUUUCCAAAUCCUAAAUCCUAUUCGAUGGGGGCAGCGUCUCGAAGGAAGACCUACCAAAGCACAGAGCAAAUCUGUACGGUAAAGGCCCGCUUGGCUAGGAAGAGCAGUGACUUUUCAAUAUCAAAACGUAUCAAUUAUCAUCAGAAGAAUAUCCUUGGGCAUCCUAAUACUGCACCCAGGCGGAAGAUUUACCAGGACGGGUGGAUUAUGUGCGUCACUGCGUCGGUUUUACAAUUCGCACUCUCUUUAAAGAUUAAUUGGAAACAUCACUUUACAGCGUUUAGCCGUAUUUAGCCAAAGUUUUCCAGCACUCUCCUCCAGUGCGCAUCGUAGGGGGACAGGUUUACAUCCGUCUACUGAUGUUGGUAUGACCAACCGGGAGUGAGUUGCAAUAGGUUGCGUUUGAUGUUAUCGAACGCAAAUUGAUAAGAGAAAAAAAAAACUAAAAUGCACCAAACAACGUUAACGCUCAGAUGGCAAAUAGGUAUAAGAAAAGUUAGGAAGAAAGUAUUCUAUUGUGUGCUUAUUUUAUAAUGUUUGUAUUUCACUUUUGAAAACGUAUGCUAUUUAUGCUUACUUUGACCGGUUCAGUUCUAAUCGCAUUUAUUUUUAUUGUUUUUGUUCUGUCUCUCUGUAAUGUUAUCCCUUUGGAAAAAGUAUUAUCAUGCGUUUUGUGUCACAUCACUUAUAUUAUGUAUGUUGUGCCUAUGUAUUAUACCAUAAGUGCUUUGUUACCUCCUGGGAGUGUACCAUGCGUGAAAGCAUGUACACUCUGGGGUCACCAGAAAUCAGUGGCAAAUUUGUGACUGUUGAUUAAAUUAAAUUGAACAGAAGGUCGCUCGGUGAAAAGCUGUUUUGCAAUGAGUUGUGUGUGAAUGUUUUGGAGAUAAAGAGUAAGAAAAAAAAGUCAUUACAAAUUCUUCUAACCAAAAU